AGCGCAUACAGAGAAUGCAUAGAUAAUGGAACGUGGGCUCUGAAGAGCAACUACUCCAGUUGUGAACCCAUUUUGGAGGAGAAGGUUGGUAGGACUUGUUUAUGCUGAUCAAACCCUAUACCCUCCCCUUUAUUUUGCUUGUUGCAAGUAACCUGCUAGAGAAAAGGUUAACAACCAGAACCACAUACUCAGAUCAAACUGUUAGUCGAUGAGGUAUGAUAUGUAGGGUAAUCCUGUAGCUCAGUUGGUAGAGCAUGGCGCUUGCAACGCAAGGGUUGUGGGUUUGAUUCCCACGGGGUGCCAGUAUGAAAAAUGUGGAUAAGAGCGUCUGCUAAAAAUUACUAAAAUAUAAAAUGUAAUGUGAAGUAACUUGCCCCCUGGUAUAACUGCCCCACUCCCCCCCACAAUUUUUUUUUUAUCUGUCUCAUCUACAUUUUUUAAGUCACUCUAACAAAACAAUUCUGAGGUAAGUUGAUCUUAUAUUUCAUGAUUUAGAAAAAGUUGUAUAUAUAUAUAGGGUUUUUCUUUAUUUGUACUAUUUUCUACAUUGUAGAAUAAUAGUGAAGACAUCAAAACUAUGAAAUAACACAUAUGGAAUCAAGUAGUAACCAAACAAGUGUUAAACAAAUCAAAAUAUAUUUUAUAUUUCAGAUUCUUCAAAGUAGCCACCCUUUGCCUUGAUGACAGCUUUGCACACUCUUGGAAUUCUCUCAACCAGCUUCAUGAGGUAGUCACCUGGAAUGCAUUUCAAUUAACAGGUGUGCCUUGUUAAAAGUUAAUUUGUGGAAUAUCUUUCCUUCUUAAUGUGUUUGAGCCAAUAAGUUUUGUUGUGACAAUGUAGGCAUGGUAUACAGAAGAUAGCCCUAUUUGGUAAAAGACCAAGUCCAUAUUAUGGCAAGAACAGCUCAAAUAAGCAAAGAGAAAUGACAGUCCAUCAUUAUUUUAAGACAUGAAGGUCAGUCAAUCCGGAACAUUUCAAGAACUUUGAAAGUUUCUUCAAGUGCAGUCGCAAAAACCAUCAAGUGCUAUGAUGAAACUCGCUCUCAUGAGGACCACCACAGGAAAGGAAGACCCAGAGUUACCUCUGCUGCAGAGGAUGUUCAUUAGAGUUAACUGCACCUCAGAUUGCAACCCAAAUAAAUGCUUCACAGAGUUCAAGUAACAGACACAGCUCAACAUCAACUGUUCAGAAUAGACUGCAUGAAUCAGGCCUUCAUGGUUGAAUUGUUGCAAAGAAACCACUACUAAAGGACACCAAUAAGAAGAAGAGACUUGCUUGGGCCAAGAAACACGAGCAAUGGACAUUAGACCGGUGGAAAUCUGUCCUUUGGUCUGAUGAGUUCAAAUUUGAGAUUUUUGGUUCCAACCGUCGUGUCUUUGUGAGACGCAGAGUAGGUAAAAGGAUGUUCUUCGCAUGUAUGGCUCCCACCGUGAAGCAUGGAGGAGGAGGUGUGAUGGUGCUUUGCUGGUGACACUGUCAGUGAUUUAUUUAGAAUUCAAGGCACACAACCAGCAUGGCUACCACAGCAUUCUGCAGCGAUACGCCAUCCCAUCUGGUUUGCACUUUGUGGGACUAUCAUUUGUUUUUCAACAGGAUAAUGACCCAAAACACACCUCCAAGCUGUGUAAUGGCUAUUUAACCAAGAAGGAGAGUUAUAGAGCACUGCAUCAGAUGACCUGGCCUCCACAAUCACCCGACCUCAACCCAAUUGAGAUGGUUUGGGAUGUGUUGGACCGCAGAGUGAAGGAAAGUGCUCAGCAUAUGUGGGAACUCCUUCAAGACUGUUGGAAAAGCAUUCCUCAUAAAGCUGGUUAAGAAAAUGCCAAGAGUGUGCAAAGCUGUCAUCAAGGCAAAGGGGUGGCUACUUUGAAGAAUCUAAAAUCAAAAAUAUAUUUUGAUUUGUUUAACACUUUUUUGGUUACUUCAUGAUUCCAUAUGUGUUAUUUCAUAGUUUUGAUGUCUUCACUAUUAUUCUACAAUGUAGUAAAUAGUCAGAAUAAAGAAAAACCUUUGAAUGAGUAGGUGUGUCAAAACAUUUGACUUGUUCUGUAUAUAUAAUCUAGUUAUGUUACAUCUAUAAACUUUUUUAUAUACUGUAUAUAUACAGUGGGGGAAAAAAGUAUUUAGUCAGCCACCAAUUGUGCAAGUUCUCCCACUUAAAAAGAUGAGAGAGGCCUGUAAUUUUCAUCAUAGGUACACGUCAACUAUGACAGACAAAAUGAGGGGAAAAAAUCCAGAAAAUCACAUUGUAGGAUUUUUUAUGAAUUUAUUUGCAAAUUAUGGUGGAAAAUAAGUAUUUGGUCACCUACAAACAAGCAAGAUUUCUGGCUCUCACAGACCUGUAACUUCUUCUUUAAGAGGCUCCUCUGUCCUCCACUCGUUACCUGUAUUAAUGGCACCUGUUUGAACUUGUUAUCAGUAUAAAAGACACAUUGUCCACAACCUCAAACAGUCACACUCCAAACUCCACUAUGGCCAAGACCAAAGAGCUGUCAAAGGACACCAGAAACAAAAUUGUAGACCUGUACCAGGCUGGGAAGACUGAAUCUGCAAUAGGUAAGCAGCUUGGUUUGAAGAAAUCACUGUGGGAGCAAUUAUUAGGAAAUGGAAGACAUACAAGACCACUGAUAAUCUCCCUCGAUCUGGGGCUCCACGCAAGAUCUCACCCUGUGGGGUCAAAAUGAUCACAAGAACGGUGAGCAAAAAUCCCAGAACCACAAAGGGGGACCUAGUGAAUGACCUGCAGAGAGCUGGGACCAAAGUAACAAAGUCUACCAUCAGUAACACACUACGCCGCCAGGGACUCAAAUCCUGCAGUGCAAGACGUGUCCCCCUGCUUAAGCCAGUACAUGUCCAGGCCCAUCUGAAGUUUGCUAGAGUGCAUUUGGAUGAUCCAGAAGAGGAUUGGGAGAAUGUCAUAUGGUCAGAUGGUCAGACUCAACUCGUCGUGUUUGGAGGACAAAGAAUGCUGAGUUGCAUCCAAAGAACACCAUACCUACUGUGAAGCAUGGGGGUGGAAACAUCAUGCUUUGGGGCUGUUUUUCUGCAAAGGGACCAGGACGACUGAUCCGUGUAAAGGAAAGAAUGAAUGGGGCCAUGUAUCGUGAGAUUUUGAGUGAAAACCUCCUUCCAUCAGCAAGGGCAUUGAAGAUGAAACGUGGCUGGGUCUUUCAGCAUGACAAUGAUCCAAAACACACUGCCCGGGCAACAAAGGAGUGGCUUCGUAAGAAGCAUUUCAAGGUCCUGGAGUGGCCUAGCCAGUCUCAAGAUCUCAACCCCAUAGAAAAUCUUUGGAGGGAGUUGAAAGUCCGUGUUGCCCAGCGACAGCCCCAAAACAUCACUGCUCUAGAGGAGAUCUGCAUGGAGGAAUGGGCCAAAAUACUAGCAACAGUGUUUGAAAACCUUGUGAAGACUUACAGAAAACGUUUGACCUGUGUCAUUGCCAACAAAGGGUAUAUAACAAAGUAUUGAGAAACUUUUGUUAUUGACCAAAUACUUAUUUUCCACCAUAAUUAGAAAAUAAAUUCAUUAAAAAUCCUACAAUGUGAUUUUCUGGAUUUUCUUUUCUCAUUUUGUCUGUCAUAGUUGACGUGUACCUAUGAUGAAAAUUACAGGCCUCUCUCAUCUUUUUAAGUGGGAGAACUUGCACAAUUGGUGGCUGACUAAAUACUUUUUUUCCCCACUGUACCAUUAGGGGAGCAUAAAGAUAAAUAAUCCACUUGUUUAGAGAAAAAAAAUGUAAUCAGUUUUUAAUAAAGCAGUCAAAUUUAAGGUGAGUGUGUAGGGGGAAACUAGCCCUAGAAUAGCCCCCCAUCCAAUUGGGCAAUGACAUUAGUAGCUACUCUCUUUUUAUGUUUCAAAAGCAGCUACUUGAAAUAUUAGCUCAAUAUACAAAGCUCUGAUUUAGGAAGAUCAGUCAAAAAAAUGGAAACAAAUAAAAUCCUAGCUUUUUGGAAUGUUUGUUCAUUCUUACUAAUCCAGUCAGCUAAGGUACAGUGGGGAAAAAAUGUAUUUAGUCAGCCACCAAUUGUGCAAGUUCUCCCACUUAAAAAGAUGAGAGAGGCCUGUAAUUUUCAUCAUAGGUACACGUCAACUAUGACAGACAAAAUGAGAAAAAAAAAAUCCAGAAAAUCACAUUGUAGGAUUUGUAAUGCAUUUAUUUGCAAAUUAUGGUGGAAAAUAAGUAUUUGGUCAAUAACAAAAGUUUCUCAAUACUUUGUUAUAUACCCUUUGUUGAAAAACAGCCCCAAAGCAUGAUGUUUCCACCCCCAUGCUUCACAGUAGGUAUGGUGUUCUUUGGAUGCAACUCAGCAUUCUUUGUCCUCCAAACACGACGAGUUGAGUUUUUACCAAAAAGUUAUAUUUUGGUUUCAUCUGACCAUAUGACAUUCUCCCAAUCCUCUUCUGGAUCAUCCAAAUGCACUCUAGCAAACUUCAGACGGGCCUGGACAUGUACUGGCUUAAGCAGGGGGACACGUCUGGCACUGCAGGAUUUGAGUCCCUGGCGGCGUAGUGUGUUACUGAUGGUAGGCUUUGUUACUUUGGUCCCAGCUCUCUGCGGGUCAUGCACUAGGUCCCCCCGUGUGGUUCUGGGAUUUUUGCUCACCAUUCUUGUGAUCAUUUUGACCCCACAGGGUGAGAUCUUGCGUGGAGCCCCAGAUCGAGGGAGAUUAUCAGUGGUCUUGUAUGUCUUCCAUUUCCUAAUAACUGCUCCCACAGUUGAUUUCUUCAAACCAAGCCGCUUACCUAUUGCAGAUUCAGUCUUCCCAGCCUGGUGCAGGUCUACAAUUUUGUUUCUGGUGUCCUUUGACAGCUCUUGGCCAUAGUGGAGUUUGGAGUGUGACUGUUUGAGGUUGUGGACAGGUGUCUUUUAUACUGAUAACAAGUUCAAACAGGUGCCAUUAAUACAGGUAACGAGUGGAGGACAGAGGAGCCUCUUAAAGAAGAAGUUACAGGUCUGUGAGAGCCAGAAAUCUUGCUUGUUUGUAGGUGACCAAAUACUUAUUUUCCACCAUAAUUUGCAAAUAAAUUCAUUAAAAAUCCUACAAUGUGAUUUUCUGGAUUUUUUUCCCUCAAUUUGUCUGUCAUAGUUGACGUGUACCUAUGAUGAAAAUUACAGGCCUCUCUCAUCUUUUUAAGUGGGAGAACUUGCACAAUUGGUGGCUGACUAAAUACUUUUUUUCCCCACUGUAUGUCAUUUAUUUUCAGAACGUUCCACGUUUCCACACUUAGAUUUUUAUGUAUUAUUGCAAAUGCAUGUCUUUGUCAAUGUGUAUGUACAGGUAACUGCCAAAAUAAUGGAAACACAGGUAAAUGAGGUAUACAAAGUACAUUGAAAGCUGGUGCUUCCACACAGGUGUGGUUCCUAAAUUAAUUAUGCAAUUAACAUCCCAUCAUGCUUAGGGUCAUGUAUAAAAAUGCUGGGCAGGCCAUUACUUUGGCUACCAUGGCUAUGCCCCCAUAGGAUGACAAUGCCCCCAUCCACAGGGCACGAGUUGUCACUGAAUGGUUUGAUGAGCAUGAAAACGAUGUAAACCAUAUGCCAUGGCCAUCUCAUUCACCAGAACUCAACCCGGCGCCUGAGACAGCGUAUUUCACCACCAUCAACAAAACACUGAAUGAUGGAAUUUCUUGUGGAAGUAUGGUGUUGCAUCUCUCCAAUAUAGUUACAGACACUUGUAGAAUCUAUACCAAGGUGCAGUUGCCUGUAUAUCCCCUUAAUUUUGUAUUAAUCACUUUGUGUCUUUCGAGAUUUUGAAGUAGAUCUUGUGAUAUUCUCUCCACAGAGGAAAUACCCAAUGCACUAUAAGAUUGCUCUGAUCAUCAACUACCUAGGCCACUGUAUUUCUGUGGGAGCUCUUGUUGUGGCCUUCAUUCUCUUCUUAUGCUUAAGGCAAGUACAGAAAUAGUACCCUUCUAAAUGAAUCUGCAGUACAUGUGACCUCUUACAAAACAAUGAGUGACAUUUAUUUGAACUGCAGGAUUGCCCUCCAUUAACACAUUUAAUGUAAAAUGAAGAGAUCCCUCUCAGUUGAAAACACAUAUGUUAGGGAUAUAUCGCAAAAAAUUCACUAAACAUAUAUUUCAUCUAGAUUAUUGUCUUUGUAUAUGUUUUGAUGCUUGUUAAUCUAAAAAUACUAAAAUAUAUAACAUCAAUCAAGGAAAUUGUACCCAAUAAUAAAAUGUUGUCGCCUACUAUAGGAAUAUGAUUUUGAUUGGAAUAUUGUAACUUUAGGUAUGUAAAACAUUGUUUUCUUUAUUUCAAAUUUUCUUAAUAUUUCUAGGAGUAUAAGAUGCCUUCGAAACAUAAUCCACUGGAACUUGAUAACAACCUUCAUUUUGAGGAAUGUUAUGUGGUUCCUACUUCAGUUGAUUGACCACAAUAUACAUGAGAGCAAUGAGGUAACAUUCGUUACAUAUUAUUAUUUAUUUUAACAAUUCACGUGACUGUUAAGCUUUUCAUUGCACUAAUACCUAACGUAAGUUUGUUUUUAUAUCUUUCUACAGCCUUGGUGUCGCCUUAUAACAACGAUAUAUAACUAUUUUGUGGUGACCAAUUUUUUCUGGAUGUUUGUUGAAGGAUGCUACCUUCACACAGCCAUUGUGAUGACUUAUUCAACGGACAAGCUAAAAAAAUGGGUCUUCUUGUUCAUUGGCUGGUGUAAGUACAUGUCCGACUAUGACAAGUGACUGAUAUCAAUAAUACAACUCUAGAUAACAUCCGUACAUACAGCAGAAUUGAAACCCGCCUAAAUAUGAAACAUGAAAUUCUAACAGUUUCUUUCACUAUUUUGUCAAUCUGUCAAUCAUAUUGUCACCUCUAUGAGCCAUUAUAACAGUCUGGUAAAAAAAAAGAAAAUGUUUAUAGAAAUAUGAAUGUCACUCUACUGUAGCUGUAAGAGGUAAACACAGGUUGAUUUGUGCAGAGGGGGUUGAAUCCCCACAUACUACACAAAACACACCAUUAAAUAAGACAACGGAAGAGCUACAGUGCAUUCGGAAAGUAUUCAGACUCCUUCCCUUUUUCCACAUUUUGUUAUGUUACAGUCUUAUUCUAAAAUGGAUGAAAUAAAUAAAAAUCCUCACCAAUCUACACACAAUACCUCAUAAUGACAAAGCGAAAACAGGUUUUUAGAAAUGUUUGCACAUUUAUUAAAAAUAAAAAACAGAAAUACCUUAUAAACAUAAGUAUUCAGACCCUUUGCUAUGAAACUCGAAAUUGAGCUCAGGUGCAUCCUGUUUCCAUUUAUCAUCCUUGAGAUGUUUCUACAACUUCAUUGGAGUCCACCUGUGGUAAAUUCAAUUGAUUGGACAUGAUUUGGAAAGGCACACACCUGUCUAUAUAAGGUCCCACAGUUGAAAAUGCAUGUCAGAGCAAAAACCAAGCCAUGAGGUCGAAGGAAUUGUCCGUAGAGCUCCGAGACACGAUUGUGUCGAGGCACAGAUCUGUGGAAGGGUACCAAAACAUUUCUGCAGAAUUGAAGGUCCCCAAGAACACAGUGGCCUCCAUCAUUCUUAGAUGGAAGACAUUUGAAACCACCAAGACUCUUCUUAGAGCUGGUCGCCCGGCCAAACUGAGCAAUCGGGGGAGAACGGCCUUGGUCAGGGAGGUGACCAAGAACCAGAUGGUCACUCUGACAGGGCUCCAGAGUUCCUCUGUGGGGAUGGGAGAACCUUCCAGAAGGACAACCAUCUCUGGCGCACUCCACCAAUCAGGCCUUUAUGGUAGAGUGGCCAGACGGAAGACACUCCUCAGUAAAAGGCACAUGACAGCCCGCUUGGAGCUUGCCAAAAGGCACCUAAAGGACUCUCAGACCAUGAGAAACAAGGUUCUCUGGUCUGAUGAAACCAAGAUUGAACUCUUUGGCCUGAAUGCCAAGUGUCAUGUGUGGAGGAAACCUGGCACCAUCCCUAUGGUGAAGCAUGGUGGCAGCAGCAUCAUGCUGUGGGGAUGUUUUUCAGCGACAGGGACUGGGAGACCUAUCAGGAUCGAGGGAAAGAUGAACGGAGCAAAGUACAGAGAGAUACUUGAUAAAAACCUGCUCCAGAGCGCUCAGGACCUCAGACUGGGGCGAAGUUUCACCUUCCAACAGGACAACGAGUCUCUGAAUGUCCUUAAGUGGCCCAGCCAGAGCCCAGACUUGAACCCAAUCGAACAUCUCUGGAGAGACCUGAAAAUAGCUGUGCAGCGACGCUCCCCAUCCAACCUGACAGCGCUUGAGAGGAUCUGCAGAGAAGAAUGGGAGAAACUCCCGAAAUACAAGUGUGCCAAGCUUGUAGAGUCAUACCCAAGAAGACUCGAGGCUGAGGUGCCAAAGGUGCUUCAACAAAGUACUGAGUAAAGGGUCUGAAUACAUAUUUAAAUGUGAUAUUGAAGUUUUUUAUUUUUUAAUAAAUUUGCCCAACAAAAUACAAACCUGUUUUUGCUUUGUCAUUAUUGGAUAUUGUGUGUAGAUUGAUGAGGAAUAUUUUUUUUGAAUACAUUUUAGAAUAAGGCUGUAACAUAACUAAAUGUGGAAAAAGUCAAGGGAUCUGAAUACUUUCCAAAUGUACUGUACAGUGGGGAAAAAAGUAUUUAGUCAGCCACCAAUUGUGCAAGUUCUCCCACUUAAAAAGAUGAGAGAGGCCUGUAUUUUUCAUCAUAGGUACACGUCAACUAUGACAGACAAAUUGAGAAAAAACAUUCCUGAAAAUUAAAUUGUAGGAUUUUUUAUGAAUUUAUUUGCAAAUUAUGGUGGAAAAUAAGUAUUUGGUCACCUACAAACAAGCAAGAUUUCUGGCUCUCACAAACCUGUAACUUCUUCUUUAAGAGGUUCCUCUGUCCUCCACUCGUUACAUGUAUUAAUGGCACCUGUUUGAACUUGUUAUCAGUAUAAAAGACACCUGUCCACAACCUCAAACAGUCACACUCCAAACUCCACUAUGGCCAAGACCAAAGAGCUGUCAAAGGACACCAGAAACAAAAUUGUAGACCUGCACCAGGCUGGGAAGACUGAAUCUGCAAUAGGUAAGCAGCUUGGUUUGAAGAAAUCAACUAUGGGAGCAAUUAUUAGGAAAUGGAAGACAUACAAGACCACUGAUAAUCUCCCUCGAUCUGGGGCUCCACGCAAGAUCUCACCCCGUGGGGUCAAAAUGAUAACAAGAACGGUGAGCAAAAAUCCCAGAACCACACGGGGGGACCUAGUGAAUGACCUGCAGAGAGCUGGGACCAAAGUAACAAAGCCUACCAUCAGUAACACACUACGCCGCCAAGGACUCAAAUCCUGCAGUGCGAGACGUGUCCCCCUGCUUAAGCCAGUACAUGUCCAGGCCCGUCUGAAGUUUGCUAGAGUGCAUUUGGAUGAUCCAGAAGAGGAUUGGGAGAAUGUCAUAUGGUCAGAUGAAACCAAAAUAUAACUUUUUGGUAAAAACUCAACUCGUCGUGUUUGGAGGACAAAGAAUACUGAGUUGCAUCCAAAGAACACCAUACCUACUGUGAAGCAUGGGGGUGGAAACAUCAUGCCUUGGGGCUGUUUUUCUGCAAAGGGACCAGUACGACUGAUCCGUGUAAAUGAAAGAAUGAAUGGGGCCAUGUAUCGUGAGAUUUUGAGUGAAAACCUCCUUCCAUCAGCAAGGGCAUUGAAGAUGAAACAUGGCUGGGUCUUUCAGCAUGACAAUGAUCCCAAACACACUGCCCGGGCAACGAAGGAGUGGCUUCGUAAGAAGCAUUUCAAGGUCCUGGAGUGGCCUAGCCAGUCUCCAGAUCUCAACCCCAUAGAAAAUCUUUGGAGGGAGUUGAAAGUCCGUGUUGCCCAGCGACAGCCCCAAAACAUCACUGCUCUAGAGGAGAUCUGCAUGGAGGAAUGGGCCAAAAUACCAGCAACAGUGUGUGAAAACCUUGUGAAGACUUACAGAAAACGUUUGACCUGUGUCAUUGCCAACAAAGGGUAUAUAACAAAGUAUUGAGAAACUUUUGUUAUUGACCAAAUACUUAUUUUCCACCAUAAUUUGCAAAUAAAUUCAUUAAAAAUCCUACAAUGUGACUUUCUGGAUUUUUUUUUCUCAUUUUGUCUGUUAUAGUUGACGUGUACCUAUGAUGAAAAUUACAGGCCUCUCUCAUCUUUUUAAGUGGGAGAACUUGCACAAUUGGUGGCUGACUAAAUACUUUAUUUCCCCACUGUAUAUGAAAAUCCACAAUAUUUAUUGUCACAUUUGCUGUUGAUUUUGUUUAUGACAAUCAGACCACUUAUCCAAUAUUUUAUUAAGAUAAACUAAUAGUUUGAUGUGUAAAAUUAGCAGUGCAAUAGAGGUAACAGUGAUUAUGAUUAUCAUACAAAUCUGGACGUUUUUCUGCUUUGUGUCGCUCACUUCACCCUCAUGCCUCACAGCUUGAAUGUUUAAUCUCUGAAAAUAAACACAAACAAAAGCAAAGCAAGCAUGCCAUGGAUAGUUAAUCUUGAUUGUUUUUUAGUACACCUGCCAUUUGAUAACUCAGGGGGUUUCUGCAAGUUGUUGAUUUAUGGAGUGAUCUACACUAGUUUGUGUAGUGUUUUUAUUCAUUCACUCCACAUCACAAAGCAGGAAUGCUACAGUACAUGCUUGAGUGGACAAACUUAGACAAUGUAGCUAAAUAUUAGUUAAAAAAAACUCCAUUCCCCACAAAGCAUCUUGUGAGAUUAACAGAAGUGUCUAAUUUCAAGAAAAUAGAAAAUGCUAUUGGAGUGUGGGGAAGUCCGAGGUGGUUGAUGGGACAGGCAGCAGAUGCAGUCAUCGCCACAUAAAUGAUCCACGCUUACCUAGAGCUGAAGUGAAAAAAAUAUAUAUACUAAAAUGUAUGCACUCACUGACUGUAAGUCGCUCUGGAUAAGAGCGUCUGCUAAAUUACUAAAAUGUAAAAUGUAAGUGUUGGUGAAAAAACAUUGCAUGUUAGAAACCGACUCACACCCUGGAGAGGCUCCUGCUCAGCUCAGCUCACUGCUGAGUCAUUUUGCCGUUUUCUUUAUAUAACAUGUAAUGUAGGACUAUGUAUGCACUGGCAUAAAACAUAGAUCUGGAUGGGUCUGUAUAUAGGUCACAUUUAUGUGAGUCAUACCAAAGAGACCUUCGAACAUAUUGUACGCUAGGGUAUAGGAUAUAGUGCAGUAUAGUAACACACCCAGUAUAGUUAUUAGAAAUCUCAUCUUGGCCUCAAAAUGGAAUUAACCAAAGGUUUUUCACUCACACUUGUUAACUCAGGUGUGUAUUGGAGGUGAUGUGGAAUUGUUACAUUCCAUUGGUUUCACAAGUGGGAGGUACAUGGAUUUCAGAAGUGGGAUGUAUUGGUGUCAGCAGUGGGAUGACAGACGCAAUUGAUUUUAUACAUUCAAGAAGAUGUCUUUAUUGUGUAUAACCUUGUGUAUAACCUUGCACAGUAGGCUCAUUUGUUAUCUACACUGAGUGUACAAAAUAUUAAGAACACCUUCCAAAUAUUGAGUUUGCCCUCAGAAUAGCCUCAAUUCGUCGGGGCAUGGACUACAAGUUGUCGAAAGUGUUCCACAGGAAUGCUGGCCCAUGUUGAUUCCAAUACUUCCCACAAGUUGUGUCAAGUUGGCUGGAUGUUGUUUGGGUGGUGGACCAUUCUUGAUACACACAGGAAACUGUUGAGCAUGAAAACCCAGCAGCGUUGCAGUUCUUGAAACAAACCGGUGUGCCUGGCACCUACAACCAUAAAGCACUUAAAGCUUUUGUCUUGCCGAUUCACCCUCUGAAUGGCACACAUACACAAUCCAUGUCUCAAUUGUCUCAAUGCUUCAAAAUCCUUCUUUAACCUGUCUCCUCCCCUUCAUCUACACUGAUUGAAGUGGAUUUAAUUAGUGACAUCAAUAAUGGGUCAUAGCUUUCACCUGGAUUCACCUGGUCAGUCUAUGUCAUGGAAAGAGUAGGUGUUCUUAAUGUUUGUACACUCAGUGUAUAUCUGUUCCAAAUGAAUAUUGUAACCUGACGUUUUGGUUUUAGGGAUGUCUUUGAAUACACUCUUUGGUAAUUUACUCAGUCCAUCACAGUUCCACUGAUGAUCAAGUGGUUUUCAAAAGCAGGUCUCAGCUUUGAAGAUGAAUCCUAUUUACAACAUUGAAGUAUGAUCUCUCAUUUCAGACAUUACAGUGACAAGACUUGGUUCUUACUCUCGAGCAUCAUAAUUUCUAAUAAGUAUGUCUGGCAUGUGGGUAACCUUAACAUAGACUUUCUUCUCUUUUUGUCGAUUAUAACAAUUAUGCGUUGUCUAGGUCAGUUACUGCAAAGAUCGACUUGUCAUGCUUUUCAUGUAGUCUUUUCACAUCAUGUUAUUUUUUUUGUUCUUAUUGAUUACUGUCAUCUUCUUAAUAAUCAGUAAAUCAAGUAAACAAAAAGCUUUUUUUUUUUUUUCCCUUCACAGAGAGGAAUUGCUUUGGUGGAUUUUGUUACUUCCUUUGUACUAACAAAUAUGAUAAAACUUUGAUAUCUGUAGUCAUGGUGGUUAGUUUAAGUUAAAUACUAAUUGGGUCAUAAUAACGCAUAAUAACAUUUUUAAACACAUUGAUUUAGUAGAUCCACUCCAACCAGUUAUAAAAGUUAUCAAUGUCAUCAGUGCCCAGCUUCUUCAGAUCCUUAGCGGUCACUUAUUAAGAAAUGUAGCAAGUGGAACAGAUUUCACUUUAUCUGUCCAACACUGGGGACCAACAAGAUAAGAAGUCCUUAAGCCAGAUCAAAGUAGAACUGGAAGAAUCCAACUGGCCUCAACAGAUCCCUUUAUUUCAUCUCUGUAAUAGCUUCUAAACACCGCAGCCUGAUUCUAAUUAGCCACAUUUACACUGCACUUAGCCCAGGGCUAACAGCCUCUUUAUCCCUGGGCUAAGAUUCUUUGCUCCGGAGCAGGGUUGGCACUGACUUUCACAAUAUUGGUAAAUAUGUAAAUUCAUUUAUUUCUUUCUUUCAGGCAUUCCAUGUCCUAUUAUUGUUGCUUGGGCCAUUGGGAAGCUUUAUAAUGAAAAUGAACAGUAAGUGCACAGUUUCAAUUUAAACAACAACAAUGGAAUCUCAAGCAUUUUAUAAUUAGUUGUUUGUGUUUUUGUAUUUUGUUGUAUCUGACUAACAAUUCUAGUCGCGAGGCCGACGAAGAUGGCGGCCUCGCUACUAGCUCUUAGGAAACUUUGCAGUAUUUUUUUUAUUUAUUUAUUGUUUUUUACAUUAUUCGCUCAGAAAGUUUUUUUCCUCAUUACAUACAGCCGGGAAAAGCUAUUGGAUAUCAGAGCGGCGGUAACUCACCAGCAUUACGACCAGGAAUACAACUUUCCUGAAGCAGAUCCUUUGUUUGCUCUCCCCAGGGCAACUGAACUGAUUCCAGCGGCUGACCUCAAAGAACUUCACUGAACCUUAUGCAAACUGGAAACCACAUGUCCUGAGGCUGCAUUUAUUGUAGCCGGGGAUUUUAACAAAGCAAAUUUGAGGCUUAGGCUGCCGAAGUUCUAUCAACAUAUCGACUGUUGUACUCGCUCGCCAAAAUCCUCGACCAUUGCUAUUCGAACUUCCAGGAUGGUUAUAAGGCCCUCCCCACCCUCCUUUCGGCAAAUCUGACCACGACUCCAUUUUGCUUCUCCCUUCCUGUAGGCAGAAACUCAAACAGGAAGUAUCCGUGCUAAGGACGAUUCAACGCUGGUCUGACCAAUCGGAAUCCACGCUUCAAGAUUGUUUUGAUCAAGCGGACUGGGAUAUGUUCCGGGUAGCUUCCGAAAAUAAUUUUGACGAAUACACUGAAACGGUGACUGAGUUUAUCAGGAAGUGUAUAGGUGAUGUUGUGCCCACUGUGACUAUUAAAACCUACCCUAACCAGAAACUGUGGAUAGAUGGCAGCAUUCGCGCAAAUCUGAAAAGCGUGAACCACCGCAUUCAACCAUGGCAAGGUGACUGGGAAUAUGGCAGAAUACAAACAGUGUAGCUUCUCACUCCGCAAGGCAAUUAAACUGGCAAAACAUCAGUAUAGAGUAAGAAUGCUGUUCAUUGACUAUAGCUCAGCAUUCAACACCAUAGUACCCUCCAAGCUCAUCAUUAAGCUCGAGGCCCUGGGUCUGAACCCCACCCUGUGCAACUGGGUCCUGGACUUCCUGAAGGGCCGCCCACAGGUGGUGAAGGUAGGAAACAACAUCUCCACUUCGCUGAUCCUCAACACUGGGGCCCCACAAGGGUGCGUGCUCAGCCCCCUCCUGUACUCCCUGUUCACCCAUGACUGCGUGGCCAAGCACGCCUCCAACUAAAUCAUCAAGUUUGCAGACGACACAUCAGUAGUAGGCUUGAUUACCAACAAUGACGAGACCGCAUACAGGGAGGAGGUGAGGGCUCUGGGAGUGUGGUGCCGGGAAAAUAACCUCUCACCCAACAUCAACAAAACAAAGGUGAUGAUCUUCAAGAAACAGCAGAGGGUGCACCCCCCUAUCCACAUCGACAGGACCGCAGUGGAGAAGGUGGAAAGCUUCAAGUUCCUUGGCGUACACAUCACCGACAAACUGAAAUGGUCCACCCACACAGACAGUGUGGUGAAAAAGGCGCAACAGAGCCUCUUCAACCUCAGGAGGCUGAAGAAAUUCGGCUUAGCACCUAAAACCCUCACAAACUUUUACAGAUGCACAAUUGAGAGCAUCCUGUCGGGCUGUAUCACCGCCUGGUACGGCAACCGCACCGCCCGCAACCGCAGAGCUCUCCGGAGGGUGAUGCGGUCUGCCGAACGCAUUACCAGGGGCAAACUACCCACCUUCCAAGACACAUACAGUACACGAUGUCACAGGAAGGCCAAAAAGAUCAUCAAGGACAUCAACCACCCGAGCCACUGCCUGUUCACCCCGCUAUCAUCCAGAAGGCGAGGUCAGUACAGGUGCAUCAAAGCUGGGACCGAGAGAAUGAAGAACAGCUUCUAUCUCAAGGCCAUCAGACUGUUAAAUAGCCAUCACUAGCACAUUAGAGGCUGCUGCUGCCUAAUGAAAUCACUGGCCACUUUAAGAAAUGGAACACUAGUCACCUUAAUGAUGUUUACAUAUCUUGCACUACUCAUCUUAUAUGUAUAUACUGCAUUCUAUUCUAUAAUAUUCUACUGUAUCUUAGUCCAUGCCGCUCUGUCAUUGCCUGUCCAUAUAUGUAUAUAUUCUUAAAUCCCAUUCCUUACUAGUUUUGUGUGUAUUGGGUAUAUGUUGUGGAAUUGUUAGAUAUUACUUGUUAGAUAUUACUGCACUGUCGGAGCUAGAAGCACAAGCAUUUCGCUACUCCCGCUAUAACAUCUGCUAAACACGUGUAUGUGACAAAUACAAUUUGAUUUGAUUUGAUUUGAAAGGCUGAGGGUUGGUUGAAGGUGAAGGGUAAUGACCUUUGAUGGAGUGCAAAGAAACCUAUACAGAUGUAGGAUCUUAAUUUGAGCCAGUUUGCUACAGCAGAAAUAUAAUCCUUUAGCAACAAGAAAUGUGAAUUAUUAUGUGGAUUAUAAUUAAUGGACAUUUCUGUAGGGGUUGAUACAAUUUCCAUAAGGGAAAAUCAAGUCUGAAAUGUCAAAGUGGAAAUGAAAACUACACGUUUUAAAACUACACGUUUUACAUUUCCUGUAUUUCCUGAUUAAGAUCCUACAUCUGUACAUGUAUGCCACAGUAUGAAAAUGUAUGCACUCACUAACUGUAAGUCGCUCUGGAUAAGCGCGUCUGAUAAAUGACUAAAAUUGAAAAUAGAAAAUUUGUUAGUCACAGAUAAACCUUGAAAGAUGUCUUAUACCCUUUGUAGUACAGAGUAGUACUUGAAUCCGUUUAGUAUUGUGGAAACACUACCAAUACUGAUUCAAGGUGAAUCAGCAAUUUACUCUAUUGUAGGUGUCAAAGGGGCAUUCAUUGUAACAUUUACAAGAGGAUAAUUUAUGUUAUCUAAAGAGGUUAUGAAAAGUCAAUCGAUGGCUCAGUGUAUUUGAAAAUUGAAUUUCUGUCCUUUUUAAUAGAAUAAAGUCAAACUUCAGUUCAAUAGUUAGAGGUCCUGUUUUAUAAGUUUUGACUGUGCUGUUUAUGAUGCUAUUAUCAAGGCACUUCUUGGCUAACCGAAAGAGUGCAUUUAAUAUCCAAUUUAUAAAUUAAACUUCAAUUGUAGCAAUGAUAGCAAUUGAUAAUGCUCCAAAAUUGUUUUGCUAAUAAUGGAAUAUAGUUUGAUAAAAAUGAUGUUACGUUUAAUAUGCUACACUUCAAAAACCCUUUAUUUGAACGUUUGUCAACAGAUGCUGGUUUGGUAAAGAACCUGGAAAGUAUAUUGACUACAUUUAUCAAGGGCCGGUCAUCCUUGUCCUUUUGGUAGGUAACAAUACCAUUGUCUCUCACUGUUUUCUUUCUUAAACUGCCCUAAUGCAACCGCAACACAUUUCAGUUCCUUUAAUUAUUUGUUCAUUAUUUAAACAUCCUGUUCUACAUAAUGAACUCUUAAUUAAUGUUUUCCAUCUGUAUUCUCUGCUAGAUAAACUUCGUUUUCCUCUUCAACAUAGUAAGAAUCCUUAUGACCAAGUUGAGAGCUUCUACCACAUCAGAAACUAUACAGUACAGGUGAGUCACUACUCCUGUGGGGUUGUUAUUUGGAAUAUCGCAUGCCAUAUUAAGAUUACUUGACCUCCAUUUAAUAUUCAUGCUAAAAUAAUAAGAUAAUAUUCUGCAUUUUGCCUCCAUUGCUUCCCCCAGUGUUUUUAAGCGAGAAAGUAGAAGCGUUCGUUAGUUAACGUUGAACAAUUGAGCUUUAAUCUAGCAGAUUUUUGCCCUUAUUAGAGUAAAUUAUUUAAACCCCUCAUUUAGACCUCAGAAGGAAUCCAGCCUAAUGUCAAAGGAGGAUUCUUAAAUACAUUUUGACUGUACCAAAAUGUUGCAAAUAUCAAGAGUCAUCCAGAAGUGACAUUUUGCUAAAAGGAACAAUCUUUUCCAAUAAUUUCAGCAGACAGGCUAUGUGAAUGAAUAGGAGAGAGGCACAGGUCUUUCCAAGAACGUUAUCACCACAGAACACCCGUAUCUGGUUUUCUAACAUUUUGUUAUUCCCUCUGAUGCUGGUGCACUGAAGACAGUCUGGGGAAGAAAAAAAACACCUGGCCUAAACCAGUGCCUUACAGGAUUCACCAAAGGUGAACGUCCGCUCACUAUUUGAUUGCUCCAUACGCAAUAAAGCUUUUAAUAAACUUUCAAUAAAGGUGACAAAAUAUAAUUUCAAACAACAUGGUCUUUGUCCUAACAUGGUCUUCGUCCUUAGUCGGAUAUAUUGUAUUGUGAUGUGAGACUGCCAACCCACAGUUAUUGCAGUUAUUACAACCUCCCCUCCACAUUCACAGUUUAUGGAGCAAUUAAUGAGGCAUUUGUUUAACAAAUUCCUCCUACUCAACGAAGUGAUAAUAAGGUCAGCUGCUUUAUCAGGGAUUAAUCACUUCAAUCUGUACUCAACUUGCACGCACCAUUUCAUAACAUUCCUAUAAAGAUAUGACCCCACACACACACACAUACACACACCAUUUUCCGUGAUGAUCUUUUCUGUUUGAUACAGAACCCCUCUUUUUUAUUACAAAUUAACUGCUGAUGUUGCACAGUGUUUAAUAGCCUUGCGUAUCUUAUUCCUUGAACAACUGGCAUCGUCCUCGAUUCACAUUGAAGCUCUUUUUCAUGGUGGAUUAUUUGAAAACUCAAAAGAGGACAUCUCAAUUCCCAGCAAAGUCUGCAGACCUCUGUCUAGAAUAGGGCUCUAUUACUCCAAUGCUGAUAUUGCUGACAUUGGGUUCCCUACUCAAAGUCAAACAGUGGAUUUAUAUCCUGAGCUACAGUAGGUUAAUGUGCUAUUUGAUGUGUAAACGGGGCCAUCAGCUGUUUCACUGCUUAGGUAGAUGACCUGAAAUCCCAUCGUAAUUCAAGGAAAUUAAGAAUGAAAGACUGUCUCCCAGAGAGAUUUUCUAUUUGCAACCAGAUACUCAAAUAGACCGCUUAUAUUGUCAGAUUGUUGUUUUGGCCGCAAAACCCUAAGCAAUAAACUCCUUUCUGUCAUCAACCUGAUGGAGGCAAGCUUUGGGCGACAUUGUGAACAAUAUCAUUAAACUCCCUCUUAAUUGAGCUGAUAGAAAGGAGCCUUGUGAGGCAGUAGUCUCAUAGGAUGGGGUUCUAACUAUACUAGCUAAGAAUGUGUAUCUCUGAUGUUCAUUAUUUAGGAUAUUUUAUCAACAGCCUUGGUGAGAAAUGGUAAAUAGCAAGCAACCUCCAAAAAUACACUUUGGGUCUUGGAGUGCUUUUUUGUAUUGACAUACAGUGGGGAAAAAAAGUAUUUAGUCAGCCGCCAAUUGUGCAAGUUCUCCCACUUAAAAAGAUGAGAGAGGCCUGUAAUUUUCAUCAUAGGUACACGUCAACUAUGACAGACAAAUUGAGUUUUUUUUUCUCCAGAAAAUCACAUUGUAGGAUUUUUAAUGAAUUUAUUUGCAAAUUAUGGUGGAAAAUAAGUAUACUUUUUUCCCCCACUGUACAUACUGUACAUAUAAACCUUUACACAGCUUCCUUUUAGAAGCAACCCCUUUCACCAAUUACUUUUGUAACUAAAUUGGAGUACUGAUGUUUUUCUGUUAUUUCCUUCACAGAAAAGCGGUAAAAGCGACAUUAGUGCUACUGCCUCUUCUGGGGAUCACCUACAUGCUAUUUUUUGUGAAUCCCGGGGAGGACGACAUCUCGCAAAUAGUUUUUAUUUAUUUCAAUUCAUUUCUACAGUCAUUUCAGGUAAGAUCUUUACCAAGUUGCUCCCAUCUUCCCAAGAACACAAAAACCUUGAACCUUUUAAAUCUGUAUCAUAUUCUUUAUCUUUAAUAUACUGUUCAUUUGAGUUUUUAUAGGUUUUAUAGCCUGUGGAAGAAGGGCCCUUUGUACUAUUGUAAGGCUUUGUAAACCUGCCCCUCGUUGCUUUACUAUCAAGUGUUCUGAGCUGUCAGGAGAAUGUAUCUGGAGACGUAUGUGGGCGUGAGUUUGUCCACAGUGAGUAUUCUCAGUGUAAACCUUUGCUCCACAAUGCAAGGCGUGGGGAGAAGGUACUGUAUUAAUGGUGCUCAGUGAAAGUGUGUAGAGAAUAGAGGUCAGUUUUAUAACAGUUUUAGACUAUUCUUAUAAAAAUAGUUUACAAAAGACUGUUCCAUCAUUAAUCAGUACUCCUAUUAUUGCUAUGUUGAAAUGUGAAAUGCAGACUGCCCUGAAUGUGAAAUGCAGUGUAGACUUUUUCUUUGUUUGUGAAUCUUUGACUCAAUUGCUUUUUUGUCAUUUCUAUACACUUUUUAAAAGUUACUAAUUGGGGCAGAAAAUAUGUUGUAAACACCAGUGGAGGCUCCUCCGAGGAGAAAGGGGAGGACCAUCCUCCUCAGUGAAUUUCAUAAAAAUAAAAAUGGUAAAACAUUUUAAAAGUUUUAUGUUUUAGAUAAAACUAUGCUAAAUAUAAUCACGUCACCAAAUAAUUGAUUAAAACACACUGUUUUACAAUGGUCUACAGUAGCCUCAACAGCACUCUGUAGGGUAGCACCAUGGUGUAGCCGGAGGACAGCUAGCUUCCGUCCUCCUUUGGGUACAUUGACUUCAAUACAAAACCUAGGAGGCUCAUGGUUCUCACCCCCUUCCAUAGACUUACACAGUAAUUAUGACAACUUCCAGAGGACGUCCUCAGAGCUCUUGCAGCAUGAACUGACAUGUUGUCCACCCAAUCAAAGGAUCAGAAAAUGAAUCUAGUACUGAAAGCAUAUGCUACAGCUAGCCAGCACUGCAGUGCAUAAAAUGUGGUGAGUAGUUGGCUCAAAGAGAGAGAAAGACAAUAGUUGAACAGUUUUGAACAAACUAAUUUCAUCCAAAAAAAAAUUCACUUUAAGUUUACUUACUUAGCUAGCAAAUGCAGGUAGGUAGUUUAGCCUAAUCAAACACCCUGCUCAAACAGAGGGAUGCUAUAUUAUAGCUGGCUAUGACUAUCCAACACAACACUGAAACUCUUCCAAGUCAAGGUAAGCUUUUGGUUAUACUAAUUUAUUGCCACUGGGGCCCACCGGUGUAAGUGCUAAACUGCUUACUGACUGUCCACUGUAACGUUACUGUAUGAUUGUAGUGGGUUUACUAACGCGUUAGUUCUAUGUGCUAUGUUGACUAUGACUCUAGCUAAUAUGUUGACAAUGAUGUAGGCUGUGUGUAGCGGUUAUGAUAUGGUUUUGCUUGGAACGUUUUUUUUUGCCUGAUUUGUUGUGCGUUGAAGUCCACAAGCAAAGGGAAAGGGUGAGAGGAGGAGAGUGCAUAGAGGUGAGAAGGAAUACAAUGUGGCUGCUAUGAAAGUCUGCUGUGUUUACGCGUGAUCAGGGGUGUAUUCAUUCUGCUGAUUCUGUUGAAAAACAAAACAGGGAUAAACAUACCUGAAUUUGUCCAAUAGAAACUCUCAUUUGCAACUGUUGGACUAAUGACUACACCCUACAGUAUAUCAGCUAGAUGCAGGCAAUAGUAUGCAAGGCAGUAUUGAAUGUGUCACUGUCUGUCACCUCUACGUUGUAAACUUUCAUUCAUAGGCUAGGUUGUAGCAACCUCAUGAUGGGUAUAAGUACAAUGGUUAUACUAGUUUCAUGUAGUAGCCUAAACCUAUCACUGUUACAUUGAACUGGGUGAAUGGAAUAUGAAUGACAGUCAUCCAAUAUGCUUUCAUAGAAAUAAGGCCAUGCUCAUGAAAAACAAAAAUAGUCCUUCCUCAUCUUAAACGGUACUGACCGCCACAACAAAUGCCUAUUGCUAGCACACCUUGAGUGGCAGUCUGAUUAUUUGGACUCACUAUAAAAUAUCUGACCAAUAGGUGAUGUUUUCCAAUAUUGUACAUCCCUAUUUGAGUGACUUGACCCCUAUUUGAGUGAAUUGAUUAUUGUACAUCGUCAUUUGAGGGAAUUCAUAAAGAUCAAUAAAAACAGAUUCUACAUAUGAAGGUCCAUUUUGUACAUUCAACAUUGUCCCGUCUUGUUUUCCAGGGGUUCUUUGUGUCAGUAUUCUACUGCUUUCUUAAUGGCGAGGUGAGUCAACAAUGAUCUUUUCAAGGGUGGGCUUCGCUGUGUGGCAGACCAUUAUGAGAGGCAGUGGACAUAAAGUCCUGAGACCCUACUUUUAACUCUCUCACGGAAGGCCAUCAUUAUCCUGCAGGCUAUUUUUUGCUUUACUGAAGAUGCUCUUUCUAGGCCUAUUUCCCCCAUCUUUCCCCUUUACUUUAGGCAUCAUUCUUGAAAUUCAUUAAGUGCCAUAAAAAGGGUCAUGAGUCAUUCAGUAAUGGUGGAAAAUGUAGCUCCCUCCUGCUGCUGCUGUUCUCAACUGCAUCUGUGAAGCUUUCAUUGGUAUAGACACAUGAAAAAAAGACUGAUUGAAGUCUACUGUGGAUACUUUGGAAGCUAUUCACUGUAUCUGAAAUGUGUGGUUCUGUACUGUUUUGUAAAGAUUGUUUGUUGAUACUUAAUCAUAUGUCAAUUUAAGUUCAAGAGAUUUCCUGUGCCCUAGAUAUUGUGUCUCCUACCAGAUAGACUGACUGCCCACUACUAAUACAGUAUUUCAUUGUCGUCUUUCAGGUGCGCUCAGCAGCCAGGAAAAGAUGGCAUCGUUGGCAGGACAACCAUGCCCUGAGAGUGCGCGUGGCACGUGCCAUGUCCCUCCCCACCUCACCCACCAGGAUCAGCUUCCAUAGUAUAAAACAGACCACAGCCGUU
This is a messenger RNA of Coregonus sp. 'balchen', 21707 nucleotides long. The record is from the annotation of a GenBank genome assembly. Lineage: Eukaryota; Metazoa; Chordata; Actinopteri; Salmoniformes; Salmonidae.